This is a messenger RNA of Prosopis cineraria, 482 nucleotides long. RefSeq lists its product as uncharacterized. The record is from RefSeq and is a predicted model, not a curated record. Lineage: Eukaryota; Viridiplantae; Streptophyta; Magnoliopsida; Fabales; Fabaceae.
CCUUAUCUCAUUAUCCAUCUCAUCUUCAUUCUCAAGCUUAAAUUUCAAUCUUAUCUCCGCUUAUCUUCAUUUAAAUACUUGCAUAUACACAACAAUCUCAUAUAUUGAAUCUAUAUAUCCAAAUUGGAUUACUGUUAUGGGAAACUGCUGCGGAAAGACGCCGUCUUCGUCAGCUGAGCACUGGGGUGGCGACGAUUGGAGUUCUCUGACAUCCGAAGACAAGAGCUCAACGAAGGUGUUGGAUGAGUUGAAUAGAGAUUUGUUAUUAAGUGCUUCUGCUUCUUCUAAUUAUGGGAAGAUUAAGAUAAAGAUUACAAAGAAGGAGCUUCAAGUGUUAUUGAGAGAAAUAGAGAAGCAGAAGAUGAUGAAGAAGAAGAAGGGAAUUAGGAAGGUGAAGAGUAGUGUUUCUGCAGAACAAGUUCUGGUUCGUUUAAUGGGGGCCAGAGAUCUUCAGCGUCAUCGUGCUGGCCGGAACAGGAGCC